Pseudonaja textilis is the source of this 5157-nucleotide messenger RNA. The record is from RefSeq and is a predicted model, not a curated record. Lineage: Eukaryota; Metazoa; Chordata; Lepidosauria; Squamata; Elapidae.
CACGCUGGCCCGAAGGCUGCAGCAACCCGAUGAGAGGUGGCAACUUCGCAUGAAGUUCCUCCAGCAGGCCCAGAGCUACGUUGGUACACCGUAUGCCAAGAAAUACCAUCAGCCUGGAAGUCCUCAAUACGAGUCUCCCCUUUUCCUGGAUUGUUGUGGGUUCAUCCGGAAAGCAGUGCGAGACUUGGCAGACGAUUUUGGCUUCUACAUGGGCUCGGGCAACCAAGCCUAUCAGUAUGACACCCUUCCUGUGACCCUACCCAGUGAGGAUCAUUUGCAGCCCGGCGAUCUCAUCUUCAUCUCGGGAGUUUACUUCGAUCCACGAUGUAAGAGGCAACCCCACGACAUCGUCCAUGUGGAAAUCUGGCUGGGGGACGGAGAACGCAGCCUGGGGGCCAGGAGGAAGCGCGGCCGAGCCCAGGUCUUCGAAUCCUACAGGUUCGUCUCCAGCUCCUAUGGAGACAUGAAAUACCACUUCAAGUCCAUUGAGACGUGGCUGCAGGGCGUUUGUGUCAGCCAUUGUCCAGAACACAAAUGGGCUUCAGCCAGGGAUGAGGUAAAGAAAAAAUCCAUUUUCUACCCACCGAGUGAGCAAGAUGAACCCGCAGAAGAGGACGCCGGGCUUUCCCAAAGCCAGCCUCCCUCACCCCCCGCGAAUGAAGGCAUGCCGGUCAGGGUGGCAUCCAUUGCAGGAUCUCUCGGUACCUGUGGACCAAGUGGUAGCGAGCAGGUGGGAGCCCCGGAUCUUCAUGUGCGCUCGGAGCUCCCUAGCACAACCCUGGAGAAAACGAAUGAAGGUGUGGAGUCCGGCCAAAGUCGGGAGGAAGCCCCAGGCUCCCAGGAAGCAGGCGGUGAGGCUGUGGCAGGAGGAGAACUGGCCUGGAGAGAAGGGGGUGAGGCAGAUCCUGUGAAGACCCUCCCAGAAGAUCCGAGCCAGGACACUCCGGACUCAGUCAGCGACUUGGCCCAGACUUCCAGUUGCAAGGUAAACUCCAGCGGGGUCUUAACGGGCCACGUCGGAAAACGGAAAAAGAACCCGAAGUCCAAAACUCGAGACGUUCUGUGCCCUGAUGGACCUCCUCCACCUCCACCACUAGCCUCAGAAAAACCCACCUGGAUGGUUUGGCUUUUAGGAUGGAUGAGCGAAAGACCGCUGGAUGGCAAUGAAAGAGCAGCUGCCCUACGUUUAGGCUUCCGUUGGUUCCCAUACUACAACGAAGCAGACGAGGCCCAACGGGCAACGAAGCUGCCCAAAAAACGCCCGAGUCAUCCAAGGAUUCAAAGCAGCACAACCCAUCAGCAAGGAGAUCACAAGGCCGUAGAAAACAGGAGGCAGAAAUACAGAGCUCUUUUUCCAAGCCAGGCCCUGAAGCAGUGGAAGUCAUACAAGCAAAGCGGGGUUCCCAGAGUCGCCGAAGGGAGGUUCACAUAUGAAUUCAGAUCCAAGAAGCCCCGAGCCUUCCUGAAUGCAGCGCUCCGAAUGAGUCACCUGGAAGAGAGAAGAAAUGAAGAAGGCCCAGGAUCGGGGCCGUUCUUUUACAUCGGCGGAGCGAAUGGGGUUGAUGUCCUGAGUAAUUACUGCAAAAGUAAAGGGUGGCAAAGGAUUCAUGACAACCGAAGGGAAGACUACAUCUUGAAAUGGUGCGAGACCAAGUUUCGGGACACCUAUUGCAACUUCCGAGAAGGAGAGCAGCUUCUCUACCAGAUCCCAAACAACAAGAUCCUGACGACAAAGAUCAACCUGUUGAUGAACCUCCGGGAAUAUGAGCGGGUGAUGAAGAAGGUCGGCCAGACAGCCAAAUUGUUAAAAAUGGAAGAUUUUUUCCCCGAGACUUUUCGCCUGGACACCAAAGACGAGAGAGAAAUCUUCUUUGAAAUCUACAAAGAGCCUCACAUUUGGAUCUGCAAGCCCACCAGCUCCAACCAAGGCCGAGGCAUCUUCCUCCUGAAAAGCCAAGCCGAGGUCCGAACCUUGCAAGCCAAACUCCAAAGCAUGGAGGACGAGCCAACGUAUAAGAAGCUCCCUUACAAACUGCCUCAGGCACGAAUCGUCCAAAGGUACAUCGACCGUCCGCUGCUGCUGGAGGGGAAAAAAUUUGACGUCCGCUCUUACCUGUUGAUCGCCUGCACCGUGCCGUACAUGGUCUUUUUCGGCCACGGUUACGUCCGCCUCACCUGCCUCAACUACGACCCCAAAUCCAAUGAUCUCACUUCUCACCUGACCAACCAGUACGUGCAAAAGAAGAGCCCCAUCUACUCCCACGUCAAGGAGGAGACGGUAUGGCUGAUGGAGCGCUUCAACAAGUACGUCAACGAGAAGUUCAGACAAGCCAAGGGGCUCCCCAGAGAUUGGGUCUUCAACAGCUUUACCAAGAGAAUGAAAGAAAUCAUGUUACAGUGUUUUCUCUCCGUCAAAUCCAAGCUGGAGUGCAAACUGGGUUUCUUUGAUCUCAUCGGCUGUGACUUCCUAAUCGAUGAAGAUUUUAAGGUGUGGCUCUUGGAAAUGAACGCCAACCCUGCAUUGCACAGCAACUGCACGGCGUUGAGGACCGUGAUUCCCACGGUGGUGAACGAGACGCUGGAUCUGACCCUCGAGAUCUUCACCAAGGCUCAGAAAAACCAGAGCAUCCUCCCUCUGGACUCCCUCUGCCAUUUUGGCCUCCUCUACAAUGGGACGGCGUCCAACAACGGGCUCCCCCAGCCAGCCAAAAGCAAGACGUCCCUCUGUUCUCUCAAGAUCCCCCGGGCCAGCCUGGAGAAAGCCGCCAGGAGCAGCAGCCCCGGCCUGCCCAGCCCUCCGCUGGACAAACAGCCGCCCGCCAAAAUCCCCGAGAAGCUGCCGAAGGCAGAUAGCAAGGGAGACAGCGUGGGGGAGCCCUCUGGCGCUCCCGAAGGGCUGGCUGCGCCCCCCAGCAAAGGCGCCCGGCGAGAUCCCCUCCCCAUGCCUCAGAUCCAGAUUUCCAUCGUCCCCAGCCUGACCUGCUGCCCUUCCGUCAAAGCCAUCCUCCGGGGACAUCAGGUCUGCACCAGCGGCAACCAGUACAUCAUCAAACCCGUUCCGGCCGCCCCGGAUAAAGCCGAGGGCCCCGAGGAGCAGGCCAAGGCCCUCAACCUCUCCCGCGGGAACGCCAAAGAUAAGUCCUACACCACCUGGUUCCAGCAAACCUUUGGGACCAAGCUGCCUCCGGCCAGCGACCACAGCGACGCCGAGAACCCUUUGACCAGCUCCCAGAUGGUCUCCCUCCAUCUUCAGUCUGACUUGCCGCCCAGUGGCCUGCUCCUCCCAGACUUCCCCAAGUCCUUCUCCCCACUCGUGGUGAGCGUCAAGAGGCCGGCCGCGGCCGAGAGCAAGACCAGGGUCCUAGCCAGCAGCCACAGUUGCCGGGAAUCGCUCGCAGAGGAGAAAAAAACCUCCCACCGGGGCUCUUAAAAAAACGCCGGACCGCUGCUGGUGUUUGUUUCCCCAAAGUCCUCGUUCUCUUUUUCUUAUAAAGAACAAAAUCGGGAAGGAAAAGAAGGCCAGAGAAAAUACCUUUCUUUCUGAUGCGUUCCAGCAUUUUUUUUGGCAAGGUCUGGUGGGUGGGCACGGUGUCUUUUAUUUUUAUUUUUAUCCGGGCCUCUUAAAACAUUUCUCAGAAAAAAAACCACAGGGAGAAAUACUGUAUUUGCUAAAAGCCAAUAGCUAAUUUUUUUUUUUUUAAUCCGUUGAGCCUCGGAGAGGUUUCUGGGUUCUGCUUUUCUACCCCUCCCCCCACUUAGCCCCUUAUUUUUUUUCACACACCCCUCCCCCCACCCCAAGACUUACGGCCACACAAAUGGGCUCGAUUAACAAUUCCCAUCCUCCCAAGGAAGACCAAAAUAAUGGGUGGCUUCAAAGAUUUGAUUUUGGACGAUGAUCUCUCUCCAGUCCAACUCUCCAGUUCUGGAUAUGAGACAUUCCAAAGAUACCAGACUGAGGUCUUUUGGUAGGUGAUGAUGCAUUAUGGGGAAAUCACGUCACAUACGUGAGACCAUUAUGGAUGAAUAAUAUACAGCCCAUAAUAAUAAUAAUAAUAGACUGUAUCCUAAACUGGAGUCAAAAUGCCCAGAAUCCAGUUUAUUUCAGUAGGCCUUUUGGCAAUGGCUACAACCAUCUGCUUCAUGAAGUGGGUUGAAAGACCAGUCUGUGGGACGAGCCACCAACAGAACAAACUGUCUUCUAAUUAUUGGCCGUUUCCUUCCUGUGCCACCUAGGAGUUGGCUUCUCUUUUUCUGCCUCAUCCUCAGCUCCCGCACCACCAACACCACCAAAAAAGAUCUUGCAGGCCAGCUUCCAAAAGGCUACAGCCUGCCCUGCAGUGUUGGGACAGAGGUUGGGCACCCUUCCCGGUGCUUUAUCCAGGGUUCGGCCUGCUCCCAGCAUGCUCCCUAUGUGCUAGGUACUAUUCCGGGAUGCCCAGGCAGACGUAACUUGAGAGACUCGCGGCAGUUCACACAACUGGCGAUUCCAGCCCUCCUUCCCAAUCCUUGCAGGAUCAUGAUUGGUGGCACCAUCUUCCUGGCCUCUCCACCUUUUCCCCGCCCCUGUGUGGAAUCUGAUUUUGCAAAUCCAGCCGCAGGUUCCAGUUUGCAAAGAGUUGCGUGAAGGCAACCAAGAUUCCCAACUCCCGCGUGGGAAAAUGAGCUUUCCGUGAGAUUUCGCCUCCCGCUAAAGAAUGUAUGUGGUUAUUCUAGCUCACGCAAUCACCUUUAGAAAUCUCUCUAUACAUCAUCCAUGAGGGACGAAGUAAGCAGCUGCGGUCAUCAAGAGGUUAAAAACCUUGAACUGCCUUCCUCCUUCAUCCUUGUGAGUCCAUCUCUCCUAAAUUUUAUUACACCCAUGACAAUAACCCAUUGGGUGCAGUGAUUUUAAUAAACACCCAAAACACCAAGGAACUCUUUGCAAUGCUAAAUCCUGAAGGAUUUGGGAUUGGUGCAAAUUAGGCUCUUUAUUCCUAGAAGGCCGCCCUUCUCCUGCAAAGCUAAGACAUUCAGAAAAGGAACAAUUUGCCUCUACAAAUCUCCCUGUUUGUAGCUUCACCACCCCAAAGGAGAGCAAAACAAGACUUCAGGAAUCAAAGUCUGUCUGGUUUUGUAAAGGAGGCACACAAACAAAAAAUCAAAGCUCCACACUCCUUU